GAGGAGACAGUCAACGAGUUGUCGCGGGCAGAAGACAGCGGGUUCACCGUGCUGGAGAGCAUAACCAAGUACUUUGUCAUGCGGGCCAAGUUAGCCUCAAAGGUGCUCAAGUACCCGUCCAUCAAGGACUACCGACUGAGCGUCAACGAAUUGGAUGAGAAGGAAUACAUCAACCUCAGACUGUGCUCACAG
This is a messenger RNA of Sphaeroforma arctica JP610, 192 nucleotides long. RefSeq lists its product as hypothetical. The annotation marks the transcript as partial. NCBI's taxonomy places the organism in Eukaryota, Ichthyosporea, Ichthyophonida. Gene Ontology annotation, molecular function: endopeptidase activator activity. The transcript has a single exon. Gene Ontology annotation, biological process: regulation of proteasomal protein catabolic process; positive regulation of endopeptidase activity; regulation of G1/S transition of mitotic cell cycle. Gene Ontology annotation, cellular component: cytoplasm; nucleoplasm; proteasome activator complex. The record is from RefSeq and is a predicted model, not a curated record.